Messenger RNA from Dermacentor silvarum, 12475 nucleotides. RefSeq names its product intersectin-1-like (gene Dap160). Lineage: Eukaryota; Metazoa; Arthropoda; Arachnida; Ixodida; Ixodidae. Gene Ontology annotation, molecular function: calcium ion binding; protein binding; guanyl-nucleotide exchange factor activity. Gene Ontology annotation, biological process: positive regulation of Rho protein signal transduction. The record is from RefSeq and is a predicted model, not a curated record.
CAAAAAUUUUCUAUGUGGUUUUUAAGUGAGAAAACAGUGGAAAUGAGGACAUUGAUUGUGUUUGCGAAACCCAUUUGUAGAGGCGCCGGCUGGAUCAGUUGAUGGGCGGUGUUUUUGACGGCGUUACAUGAGAUUUAUUCAUUCAUAACAGCACAGAUAAAUGUGUCUACGGCGAGGACGUUUACCUGGCCCUUGGGCGAUGUGGCUUUGACGGAGGGCGCCGCUCGGCCCGGAUGUGACCUUCGCCUUGUCAAGCUGACUGCAUCAGCAACACAAUGGCAGGCUUCGAUCCCUGGGUGAUUCCGCCGGAAUCUCGGGCGAAAUUCGACGCCCAGUUCCGUCAGAUGCAGCCUGCAGGAGGAUUUAUAACAGGUGAACAAGCCAAGAAGCUGUUCCUUCAAUCUGGCUUACCACCUGCAGUGCUUGCCAAAGUAUGGUCCUUAGCAGACAUGGAUGCAGAUGGCAGGAUAAACCAGCAUGAGUUUGCCGUGGCCCUGCACCUAAUCCAGAUGAAGCUGAAAGGCAUGGAGCUGCCGGCAACUUUGCCAGCUUCCCUCCGGUCGCCAACGACAUUCCCUACUGCGAACUUUGCUGCCGCCUUUGGGCCCCCACUUGAGUCCGUGGGCUCACCGGUGGCUCAACCUCUAGUCAACACUGUAGCUCCUGUUCCAGGUCCUGCCUUUCCAGUGGUGCCCUCUCCUCCCACCUUGGCUGGCACCCCCCAUCCUGCGCCACUGGGCAUUCUUCCAGGUGUUGGUGUUCCACCUAAGCCGCCGGCGCCUGCCUUCGUGCCACCCGCUGCCUCCACGCCUCCUGCACUGACUGAGUGGGCUGUGCCCCAGCCUUCAAAACUCAAGUACACCCAGCUGUUCAAUACGCACGACCGAAGCCGCAGUGGAUUUCUCGGCGGCGGCCAGGCCCGCACCAUUCUACUCCAAUCAGCCUUGCCUCAGCCUGUUCUUGCCCAGAUAUGGAACCUGUCAGACAUUGACUCUGAUGGGAGACUAACCUGCGAGGAGUUUGUUCUUGCCAUGCACCUGGUGGACUGUGUGAAAGCAGGGGAUGUAUUGCCAACCAAGCUUCCUCUGGACUUGAUACCACCGUCAUACCGGCGCAAGAGGUCAGACAGUGUCCAGUCCUCAGGUCCCAUGCCUGAGUUACUGGGUGCACUGCCGGGUGAGAUGCCACUCGACGACAAAAACAUGGCCACCUUUGAGGACAAGCGGCGGGCCAACUUUGAGAAGGGCCAGGCAGAGCUGGAGAAGCGGCGGCAGGCCCUGCUUGAGAGCCAGCGCAAGGAGCAGCAGGAGAGGGAACGCAAGGAGCGUGAGGAGCAGGAGAAGAGGGAGCGCAUACGGCAAGAGCAGGAGAGGCGUCGUCAAUUGGAACUCGAAAAGCAGCUGGCCCGGCAGCGAGAGAUUGAACAGGAGAAAGAGGAACAGAGAAGGAAAGCACUGGAACAAAGAGAGGCUGCUCGGCGAGAGAUGGAGAGGCAACGCCAGCUGGAGUGGGAGAAGCAGCGGAUGCAGGAGCUGCUCUCCCAGAAGCAGCGGGAGCAGGAGAACGUGAGCAGGCUCAAAGGGCACAGGAAGGCCCUCGCACUACAGAUUGAACAAGUGGAGAACAAAAUUAACGAGGCCAACCAAAAACUGACAGACACUAAGAAAGGCGUUGCCGAGAUGAAAGCGUUCAUUGAUGAGAUGAGGCUAGAAAGAGACACCAAAAUGAGGGAACUCAACGAAACAAGAUUGGAACUGAAGGAAAUCAGCGACAAAAUGCUUCUCUUGAAUCAAGAGAAACUUAGCCACCAGGGCCGGUUGAAAACAGUCGGAGCCAACAAUAAUUACUCUCUAGCAAUGAACAGCUGUGGGAGUAAAGAGAUCAGUUUGAACAUGUUGCGUUCAACGCUGGCCAGCGUUGAAAAGGAAGCAGAGCUCAAGCAACAGGACGUCGACAAUAAUAAUGCUCAGCUAAAGGAGUUAAAAGAUAGGUUAGCAGACCUCGUUCAGCAGAAUGAGGCACUGAUGAGAGAAUUUACUCAGAAGAAGCAGCAAGUUCUAGCACUAAAGAAGCAGAAGAACAGUUCCAUAACAUUAGACGCCUGGAACGACAACUCGGAGUUCGCAUCUGCAGAUUCAUGGCCAGGGGAAAGUACUCAGCCUGAGCCUUCCUCUGGUCUUGUAAAAUACAGAGCACUAUAUGCAUUUGAGGCACGAAAUGCUGAUGAGCUUUCCAUAAUGCCAGGAGACAUUAUUAUGGUGCAGGAGAACCAGCACGGGGAACCGGGUUGGCUCGGGGGAGAGCUACAGGGCAAGACAGGCUGGUUUCCAGAGUCCUACGUCGAGAAGGUGGUCACCUCGCCCACUGGUGGCUUUCCCGUGGAUACCAACCAGGUGGCCGCGGCGGCUGCCGCAGCCGAGACUGUGCACAUCGUGGGAACCGAGAUGAAGAUGACCCUGGAAGGAAUUUCCGAGGCCCCGGAGAAUGGUCGCGAGCCAGCACUGGACGAAGUGUCGGCGCCCGAUGUUCUGCAGCCCUCGGAGAACUCCUGCUUUACCCAGCUGCCCCGGGGGGCCCCCAGUGUGGACACCACGUCUCCUGUACCUGGCGAGGGAGAAGCUGCCCCACAGGGCUUGCAGGCACAAGCUCUGUUUCCGUGGCGUGCGAAGAAGGAAAAUCAUCUCACUUUCAACAAGGGUGACGUCAUUGCAGUCAAGGAGCAGCAGGACAUGUGGUGGUACGGCGAGUUCCAAGGAAAGCUGGGAUGGUUUCCAAAGUCUUAUGUCAGACUCAUCUCGGGCCCCGUGAAGACGUUCAACAACAACCAGGUUUCGGAGCUACAAGAAUAUGGAGAUGUGCCUCCUGAACCCCCAGCAGAUUUCCCAGUGACAGCAGAGGAGAAGUUCGUUGCCCUGUACGCAUACCAGUCUCAGGAGCCAGGUGACCUGAGCUUCAAUGCUGGUGACGUGAUCAGUGUCAGCAAGAAAGAAGGUGAAUGGUGGACGGGGACGUUGGCUGGCCAAACGGGAAUCUUUCCUAGCAACUACGUACGCCUGUACGAGCCAGAAGUCAAGGAGGAGAAAGCAGCGUCUGCUGCUGAGGAAAUUCCUCUGAACGCAACUUCCACAUUGCCGACCAAUGAAGAGUUGGGCUUCACUGGAGCGGAGCCAGCAAGACCAGAAACGCCACAAAGUGAUGGGAAGGUGAAGAACUCCAAGAUAAUAAAGAAGCCAGAAAUAGUGUCGGUCAUAGCCCCUUACAAGGCGACUGGCCCGGAGCAGCUGACGUUGGAAAAAGGCCAGCUCAUUCAAGUGCGGAAGAAAACGGACAGUGGCUGGUGGGAAGGAGAACUACAGGUUAAAGGGAAGAAGCGACAAACUGGCUGGUUCCCUGCUACUUACGUGAAGGUCCUUGGCGGAAGCGGCACAAACAGCAGCCGAAACUCUCCCGUUCCUGCGGCAUUUGGCUCCAGCACUCGUGGAGAGCAAGUGCGCGCCCUGUUUCCCUUCAUCGGGCAACAAGAAGACGAGCUGUCCUUCCAGAAGGGUGACCUCCUGGUUGUUUUGAGCAAGGAAGAUGCCUCCUGGUGGAAAGGGGAGAUUGCGGGCCGAGUCGGACUCUUCCCAGCCAACUACGUGGAGCCCCUCGACAGGCCAGUUGACAAAUGCGGCAGCCUGCAAGAGAUUCUGUUCAGCACUUCGCUCAGCACUCGAGAGAAGAAACGCCAGGGUCACAUCUACGAGCUCAUCUCCACGGAGGAGAACUACGUCAAGGACCUGACCCUCGUCAAAGAGGUGUUCUACCGUCCCAUGAAACAGUCGUCGCUGUUGUCCGACGAGGAGGUGAAGCUCAUCUUCGUGAACUGGCCCGAGCUUAUCAUGAGCAACACCAAGAUGCUCAAAUCGUUCAGAGUGCGCCAGCGAAUGAGCGAAGAUGGCGUCAUCGAAAUGAUCGGGGACAUUCUCUGCGAAAGCCUUCCCUAUCUGACUCCGUACGUGAGGUUCUGCAGCUGCCAAGUGCGAUCCAUGGCCUUCAUUCAGCAGCGGUCGGAAAACGACCCCCGCUUCAAGGCAUUCACCAGGGAGUUCUGCAAGAACCCGCGAACGCGAGGCAUGCCCUUCACGAGUUUCUUGCUCAAGCCCAUGCAGAGGAUGACCAAAUAUCCUCUCAUGAUCAAGAAGAUCCGUGAGUACACAGACGCGAGCCACCCUGACCGCGGCUACCUGGACGAGGCGCUGGAGAAGGCCGAGCAGCUGUGCAGCCAGAUCAACGAGGCGGUCAAGGAGCGCGAGAAUGCCGACCAGCUGGAGUGGGCGCAGGCGCACAUCCAGUGCAACGGGAUCUCCGAGAGGCUCGUGUUCAACUCGCUCACCAACAUCCUCGGUUCCAGAAAGUUCCUCCACUCGGGAUCGCUCACCAAGGUGAAGAGUGGCAAAGAGCUGGUGGGCUUCCUUUUCAACGACUUCCUGCUGCUAGCGCAGCCGAUGCGCGACGUCGGCAGGGUCACCAACGUCUUCAUGUCCGACAAGGCGAUGAACGCCACUUACAAGCUGUACAAGCAGCCACUGUUCCUGAACACGGUGCUGGUGGAAGACGGCUCGGACGGAGGCAGCCCGUCGGACGACACCUUCCAGAUAUCGGUUCCCGACGCCCCCCGCAGCGUCUUCCGCGCGGCCAACGCCAACGAGAAGCUACUGUGGGUCAAGAAGAUCAAAGAAGCGGCCCACAACUACCGCAACACAGAGGCGAAGCAGAUGAAGGUCUCAGUGAGCCGGCGACCAGCGGUUGGCCAGUUAAAGCUAGUCGUAGUGCAGGCAUGCGAUCUCAACCUGAAGGACGUCCAAGGCCAGUGCGACCCGUACUGCGAGGUGAGCAUGGCCUGCCAGGAGCACAAGACGCACGUCGAGACGGCCACGAGCAGCCCGCAGUGGAACAGCUCUAUGCAGUUCCUCGUCAGGGACCUGCGAAGGGACGUGCUCUGCCUGACCGUCUUCAACCGGGAGCUGUUCUCGCCCAAUGACUUCCUGGGCCGCACCGAGGUACGCGUGUGGGACAUCGUCCAGGAGACCCGUCAGACGCGGGGUCCCAUCACCAAGCAGCUGCGGCUCUACGAGGUGGACCAGGGCGAAGUGGUCAUCCGGCUCGACCUGCACAUCUUCGAGUCGUGACAACGUGCCUCCUGCCGCUUCCGGCAUCGCCCGCCCUUCUUGCCGUCGGGCCCAUUGUUUUUCAUACGUGCCGCCGUGGCUUCAGCGUGCGGGCACCCUGUCGAAGGCCGGCGUGUCGCGGCCGGAUAAUCGCCGCCGCCAGUAAUGGUGCUACGGCGCUUCUUUUUUCGCGCAAUCUGGCGAGCGUCUCGCCAAGGCUCGCGCGGUCACGGCGCGUCUUCCAGCGCAAGUCGAAGCGCGAGUCUGUCUGGUGGGACGCUACAACUGAAAGUAAGUUGUCGGCCGGGGCCGUACUGUGAGAGUUCGAGUGUAGGGAAGAACCCUCAGGGUGGUCGAAGCGAAAGUGGGCAGCGAUAGCGCUUCGCUUCCUGCAGUCAGGGAGGCGUCAAUCCGGUGUCGCCCGGUUGCGUACUUACCAACCACAUCCAUCACAGCCACCUAGAAUUCGCAUUUACUACAUAUCCGUGGUAAGUUAAUAUCGAAAGACCUGACCUAAACGAUUUUACGUGCCCUAGAAGGUAGCAGAUUCGAACCGCAGACUUGCCUCUUCAAAGCAGAGCUGGGAUAAUAUUCCAAUGCUACUUAUCCCAUUUCGCGCUCCGCCCACGUUAUGACCGGAAUCGGCCGGUCGUGAACGGUGGAUGAUAAAGGAAUGGAAUUGAGUAAAAGGAAUCCUUAAGUUACACCGACCUAGGUUGCUGUUCUACUGCGCUUCAGUAGCGAAUGGCGACGCGGAUUUGGCGAUGUUGAUAUUCGCGAUUGAAAAAAAAAAAAAUAUUUGGAAAAUGUCGUGCCACAGAACGGCACAGCAGGCUGGCUGCGCUGGGUAGCGUUGGUAAACAAGCCGCCCGGUUGUACCUGAUCAGAUUGUGCUGAAGCGGUGGUUCACGGAGGAACGUUCCUUGCUGGUUGAGGCACUGGUAGACGCAAAACUUGAGUUGGGUCCCUCCAGUGGCAACCACGUGUGACCACCGCGCAAUCUGCUUUCUACAGGGUGCCCGCACUUUUCUAUACGGGUGUGAAAUCGGUAAUCUCCGCGUGACGUGGUCAUGUCCGGGCAUUCAAUCAUCUAUCUUAGCUACUGCGCUAGGUAGCAUAGGCUGUCGAGGCCGUAUAGCGAGUCUCAAAUAGCGAGCGGCCCAAGGGCGCCUGUACCUGUGUCGUGUCAUUAGAUUAAUGUGGCGCCCGAAUCCAGUGCCUAGAAAUAACCAGGGCAGCAGGCGACUUGCUCACUCCACGAGAGCACAGUGAUCAUUUUCGGCGUAGGACGCGUAGGCUGAGGUGAAUAGUUUGGCGAAACUCUUCGGCAUAGUGUUAUUUAACAGCGGUACGGGCCCUCAGCCAAUGUACCGCUUGUUAUCGCGUGUAGCCCAUCGUGACCGUCACCUGAGUGUGCAUUUGGCCCUUUGACAUUAGUGCAUUUGACAACGCUCGUAUAAUCUUGGAGUAUAAAUUCACUUAUUGCAUGUGCAGCAUCACAGAAAGAUAGUGUUGUUGUUUGCAACAAAAUAAAUAUGAGGCUUUCUGUCCGUUCUGUAUAACGGUCACGUUGGGCUACAUUUUUGUUGCAGACAGUACGUGCAUGUUUGUUUAAGGGAGCUGGCACAGCUUUACCGAAAGUGAACUUAUUGUAAGUCUGGAACACUGAAAAUACUUGGUCCGACGAGUAAGACGUUUUGCGUUUUGAUUCUCUUUCGCGCCACUGUCCGAUACUAGUCUUCUGGUCAGCUCGGCUGGCUGGGAAAAGUAGCCAAAAUUGAAGCUCCUGUGGGUCCUGCUUAAUGACCAGAGAAUAUUUUCUGUUCCCUUUAAGUGACGAAAUAUUGUUUAUUAUAAAGCCGUGCCAGCUUUCGCUCGUAGCCGCAUGUGGUUGCGACCAAGUAAACGUCACUCUAGAAAAUCGCCUUAUAUGCACAACGUAUAGGCGUCACUCGUGGGCACUACGCGGAUGCGAUCGCGAUAACUCAGCCAACUAUUGUCUAAUGGAAUUAUCAGCGCAGCGAGACGCUAUAUAUAGAACGACGCGUUUCUGUAGUUGACGAGACCAUAGAAGAGUGAACGUAGAAAAACUCAGCUUAGAAAGUGUGCGUUAUAUCACUACAGUUGGUGAAAUGUGUUAAGUGUCACGGUUUUCAAGGCACGUCACUUCAAGCAGGAAGAAGCAGGGGGAAAAAACAAAACAGUGACGAUAUACGGAAUGGAAGUAAAAACCCACUUAACCGACAUUGUGCGUUUCAAAACUCCCGCACGUUACACGCAGUGUCCGCAAGUUCGCUCUGACUUACGAACCCCCCCCCCCGAUUCUAUGUCCGCUUUCUCAGUGUACUUCGUACAAAAGAGUUUUGUGUUAGAACGGACACCGGUCAAAAGACGAGGGCGAACGGGAUAUCAGUGAGUACGCGUGGCCAGUGACGAACACUUCCCUAUGUGCGAAAAGCUUUUCCGAGUUCGGCCACUGGUCUCGCGAGUUUACCGUACUCGAAACUCGAGUGCGCGCAUACGUCGAGCCCCGCGGGACCACGCUUUCGCGAGUGGGCUACAGGGUUACCAAAAUUUCUAUGUUGUACCUGUUACGAAGCCGUCAUCUUGCCUGUGCUAUGUGUGAAUAGGAAAUCACUGUUAAACUCUUUUUACGGGAGCAAGAUGUUACACGACACGAUGACGUUACGUCAUUGUUUUGCCUGCCUUUCUGUCUUUUUUUUUUUUUUUCCUUUUUCUGUCGUUUGCAGUGACAGCGGCGAUCAUUCUCUGACCGUGUAAGUUGCCCAUUGUAUUCCGAUGGGGGGCACAAAUUCCGUCAGUGCCGCUCGCCGACGACACAAAUGCUAGUCUCAAGAGGCAUUCCCAUACUGCUGCAGAGAGUUUCGCGACUUUAUCAUAGCUUUCUCGAGUGUUAUAGUUUCGUUGAAUCCUUAUGUAAGUUUAAGAACUUGGAGCUUGAAAGUGAAGCAGGAUAUGGUUGCAUGUAUAGCGAACUGUCGGUACAGUUAUCUGUCCUCAGUUCGAUCUUUGCCGCGAGAUUCGUUGAGAGGUGGCUGAGAGGAAACAGUUUUUUGUCGUGCGCAUGGUGCGACUCUCGGUACAUUAUCAAUUUCCUGUGUGCUCUCUGUACCAACAAUCAGCUCGUCUGUGCUAUUUUCUUGUGUAAUGAUCAAGCAGCUUUUUCGUAAUUUCCCACAAUAUAACGGUUCUCAAGGCUAUGAAGCAGUAGACAACGGACAUAUACCGUUGUACGGGUGAAACGCGUUCUGGAACAGCAGCGCCUAUGGCGACGUCCAGUGAUGCUGUGAUACCACUAGCUGGAGAAGUUCUUUUGUCUCGCGUCUAAUCGCACUGCAAAAAUCAAAAACGCAAAAAAAAAAAUACCUUCAUGAUUCUGUCCUUGCUGACGAGUUUACGACAGCAAAUAAAUUGAAUACAAUUGCUCAUAGUGGUAAGAUUUGUGCGCGCGCUUUGGUUGAAGACAGCGUCACAAGACGUUGCCGUUAGCGUUUACAGUGUAUGCUAAUGCGACUCCGCUAUGCUCUAUCUCAAUCUAAACUCCGUGAACGUAGUUGAAAAAGUGCAUCCUGCGCUGAAAGGCCCUUAAGAACACCGCGAUUUUGUGUGUUUCGUUCAACCUUUUCAUCGGAUCUCUGUAGCUUGUCCUUGUUUACAGUGUUUUGAAGCCGGUUUUGUCCAUUUCUGGAACGGGAUGGGCGAGAUGUUUUCAGUGCGCUGCGUUGAAUAUUUGCUGAGGCCUAUAUCCGGAGCAGCGAAGUAUGCGUAUGGAGGCCCUGAGGUGUCGAAGAAGCCUGUUAGUAAAGGUUUAAACAAACCACCAGAUUAUUCUACCCGAGAGUCAAUUCUGUUAUCUAAUAAUCAAGACAUCGUUGAGUCCUCUCAAUGUGUGCGCUGUUCGAGUAACUGUUCGAAUAAGGCGCGGCUAUGGACUUCCGCUAUACAUUUGCGGGCGAAUGUGUGCUGCAGAAACUUUAUACCAAACAUUUGGUAGUGUGCAAAAGCCGACUGAUGCGGUCUGUCUUGUGCCAUGAUUUUAAUGCGGUAGAGGGUUUUAUGUAAGUGGAACGAAGGAAGAUGAUGCGAAAGGCAGUGUCAAUAAAUUCGGGAUAUGUAGCUGGCGUGAAUUCGGCUCAUUAAGUACCAUCACCAGGAGCAAAACUACGAAAUUCAUUCGACGCAAAACACGGAAGGGAACGAGCAUUGCGCAGCGUGCGUAUAGCCGCGUCCCCCGGAUCGCGGUUCCAUGCAGCCACUGCGAUUACAACGCUGCCCGUAGAAACCGUAAUACGUAACCUUUGUCAAAAGAAAUGUAGCAGCUAAGAGCAGAUGUGUAGUCAUGGCUGUGCCGUGUUGCAUUUGUGGACUAUCCUAGUGCAACCCGAGGUUGAGGACGAAAGUGAGCCACUAUCUCCAAGACGACCUUUUGUGCAAUGCGGAUGCCACAGAAUGUUCUGCUGCCGAGCACGAAGUCACUGGUUCGUUCGCCUGCCGCAUUCCGAUUGGGGUCGAAACUCGUAACCGCCCAUGUUCACGGACUUAGGUGCUCGUAAAUUAAAGAACCAAGUGGCAGCCCAAUCAGUCGAUCACCCUCCACUACGACCUCCCUCUAAACGCAGAUGUAGCGUUUACACGUAUAAAUUCUUAAUUAUUAUGUGCAAGAGGCGGAUGUUAAAAUUCAAGACCAAUUCUUAACUAGGAAUUGCUGGUUCGCUAAAUCACGAACCGUUUAGCUUAUGUAAUUUAGGAUAGCCAUAACAUUUAUUAUGGAUACGUUGUCUCCCUCAGUUUAGCUUAUUGAAGAAACCAGGAAACCGUUCAGAGCCCCAUCUAUCGUAAGACGCGAAAGUGCGACGUGUCACCAUCGUUCCCACGCCCGUUGAACAGCUACAUUAGUGACUGCCGCAGGUAAAGUGUGGUAAUAUAGUGCAACAGACAAUUAAUGCAAAUUAUCUCGUCGUUUGUUUACGUGGUGACUGGCCAACACCUCUUACAUAGCAGAAGAACUGCGCAGGUUGAGCUGUGGCGUCGUGCGUACAGGCUGAUAGCACACAUAUCACGAAGGGGACUCUUAGCGUCAUGGAAGCGUUACUGUCUCUCUCUUCGCUUAGUGAUACCAUCUCUUUUUCUGGAGGGUUGUUUACGUGGGAUAGUACACCUUUCUGCAGGUGACGUCACAGUCAAAGCUCGCAGGCCUUCCGUUAUCUCACAGCUGUUGGACUGUGAGACCCUAUGGCGCUAUAACGUAAAAUGAUUCCAAACUGUUUUGAUUCAAUUUCUGCAAUAAGCCUCCACGAUUGGUCAAAACAUUUUCGGGUCACUCCCAGCUUCGCCUGUCUGUCACGCGACGUCACGAAAACCGCGAUAGCUCCCCGUCUGAUAUAACGUGUACACACUGAUUAUGCAUGAUUAAACCGCACAAAAGAAAAAUAAUCAUUCCUGAUUCGACGCCUUUUCACCAUUAGCCCUCUGCUAUUGGUCCAACGUUUUCUGGCUGCGCCCACUUCGCCUGUCUGUCACGCGACCUCACAAAACCGCGAAAACUCACCACGUCAAAGGGGCGUGUACGCGAAAAAAAAAUGCAAUAAUAUUCCGAACAAAACUGAAAAGUUUUCUGAAUAGCCAUAGACUGCCCCGUUCCGAAAGGAAUAGAAGAUGACUGCCCGCCGUUCGCUCAUGCAGGCCCUCGUUACUCGCACCUGCCGGUGAGCAUGUAUUUAUUUGCGCAUGAUAAACCUUUUUGCGUGGCAGUAAAACGUUAUCGAGCCCUUUCGGCGUGCAUACCGACAUCGCUUUGCCAACUCUUCCAUGCUGAGGAUCCGUUUUAGCGGCAUUCUUAUCCUUCCGUUGCACGCCGCCGCGAUUUUCGGCCAGCCACCGCAACCUAAGUAAGGCGAAGCGGACCAAUCGGAGAAGCCGGCGCCACCCUCUUCAUGCGGUUAUCUAUUUUCGCUGUGCUGGCUCGGCCCCAUCGAAACCCUCUCUACUAGAGCGUGCUCCUCGCCUGUUGUCAGCCAGUUAUAUAAGACAAACCGCUGAGUGUAGACAUUCUUAUUGGUUUUGAAAGCGAACAAAGGUGACCUCCUAUAAACGAGGAGAGUGUUUGAUUGCGUUGUUCAGACAACGCGGCGGGUCACCGCCCGAUGCUUGCGUCGGUGGUUACGUAAAUUUGACGUUAGGAGUUUGGAAUCAAAACAGUUUGCAGUCAUUUUACGUUAUAGCGCCCCCAGAGAUCAGAGCGCGACACGGGCGUUCAACGGCGUUGUGACUCAGCACCGCUAAAUGCGGCACGGAUCGAAUUUGGCUCAAAGUAAAUGUUACCUUCGAUUACAUUUUACACGUUCUUUGGUUUGCACGUUUAUGCCGAGAACCUCUAGCUUUUUUCUUUCGUCAUUGACGCAGUUUGUUGCCAAAUACGUUGUUGAUGAUUUACUAAACCUCUGACAUAGCUGGACGGCAGCUCCACACAUAUGUGCGUCGCGGUAGCACUGGCCGCUGCGUGGCGAAUGCGCUUGAAAUUCGCCCCUGUGCGCAGCCCGAACUGUAAGGUAUCGGUAGCGCUGUAGUCGCAGCAGUACGCAGCUAGUGGCACGCUAAUAUGGUCUGCCUCCCUCCUCGCAAGCACACACUCACGUCCGCCAUGUUCCGCGGUUGUCAGGUUACUAUUGAGAAGCAAAAAUAAAAGUAAAAAGCUGCUAAGAUCGUGAAGUUAGGCUCAGACUAGGUGUUUCAUGCGAUAUUGUGCCAUCCUGAGCUUUUUUGGGAAAGAUGGCGAUGUCUCCAAUUACCUGAAUGUGUGGUCGCGUACUGUAUUUUAUCUUGAAUCUUUUUUCGCGAACGUGCUGCUCAAACGGGUGUGUUCGAGGCCUUUAACGCUGUGAGCGAUUGGCGCUAUAUUGUGCUGUUCGUUUUCAGUUCAUUCUGUAUAAAGCAGUUACACGGGCAUACGCGGUUUGUGCGUUCUUUCAAUGUUUUUCGUUGUUGCUCAUUUUACUUUUGCUGUCGUGCGAAGCCAUGUCAUGACAUUUCACUGAACAUCAUAAGAUGUCUUUUGUGUUUGCUGCCUCAUCACAGAGUACACAAACAUUUCUAUUUUCCGUUCGUUUUGUCCCAUACGCGUCUUGUUUAUUUGUGUUACUUGAUUGUCCAGUACCACUCGCGUACAGUGAAACUAUGCAAGAUGAUUUCCAAAGUGACCUUGAAUAAAGCGUUUGAAGAAACAGCUGACGAUAGGUUUCCGUCACGUGAAAUAUCACGUGACAUGUGGACCAAAGCUUUCCUGUAAAUGAGAAAUAAAAUGCGGCUUU